Messenger RNA from Penicillium malachiteum, 1803 nucleotides. RefSeq names its product phenylalanine--tRNA ligase subunit beta. The transcript is spliced from 9 exons. Lineage: Eukaryota; Fungi; Ascomycota; Eurotiomycetes; Eurotiales; Aspergillaceae. Gene Ontology annotation, molecular function: phenylalanine-tRNA ligase activity; magnesium ion binding; RNA binding. Bases 1 to 1803 code for a protein of 600 amino acids. The record is from RefSeq and is a predicted model, not a curated record. Gene Ontology annotation, biological process: phenylalanyl-tRNA aminoacylation. Gene Ontology annotation, cellular component: phenylalanine-tRNA ligase complex; cytoplasm.
AUGCCCACUAUCUCGGUUGACAAGGCCGCACUCUUCAAGGAGCUGGGUCGAGACUACACUACGGAGGAAUUCGACGAGUUGUGCUUCGAGUUCGGCAUUGAACUCGACGAAGAUACCACCGAUUCCGACCGACCGAUCGUCGACGGCGUGCAGGAGCCCCCGCAACUCAAGAUUGAAAUCCCCGCCAACCGAUAUGAUUUGCUUUGCUUCGAAGGUAUCCAGCUGAUGCUGAACAUUUUCCUGGGCCGGAAGAGCUUGCCUGAAUACAAGCUGGUCCCGCCGCCCAAUGGCCAGCUGCAGGAGAUUAUUGUCAAGGAAGAUACAACCAAGAUUCGCCCUUACGUCUCAGGUGCAAUCCUCCGCAAUGUCAAGUUCGACGCUGCUCGCUACGAGUCUUUCAUCGCUCUCCAGGAUAAGCUUCACCAGAACCUGGCUCGUCAACGAACCCUUGUUUCCAUUGGUACUCAUGAUUUGGAUACCAUCCAAGGGCCUUUCACCUAUGAGGCUCUCCCUCCCAAGGAUAUCAAGUUUGCUCCCUUGAACCAGACCCAGGAGAUGAACGGCGAGGAAUUGAUGAACUUCUACGAGAAACACCAGCAGCUGGGCAAAUACCUGCACAUCAUCCGCGAUUCCCCCGUGUACCCCGUCAUUUACGAUGCGAACCGAACCGUCUGCUCUCUUCCCCCCAUUAUCAAUGGCGAUCACUCCAAAAUCUCCCUCAACACCACCAACGUCUUCAUCGAGAUCACCGCUCUUGACCGCACAAAACUCGAGAUUGUGAACCGCAUGGUGGUUACCAUGUUCUCUCAAUACACCGCGGAGGAGUUCACUAUUGAGCCCGUGAGGAUCGUUUCGGAGCACAACAACGAGACUCGUAUCACUCCCGAUCUCACCCCUCGUAUCGCUGAGGCCGAAGUUUCCUAUAUCAACCAAUGCUGUGGCCUCGAUCUCUCUGCGGCCGAUAUCAGCAACCGAUUGACCAAGAUGGCCUUCCGCGCCAAGCCUUCGUCUACCAAGGCUGACGUUAUUGAGGUUGAGAUUCCUCCCACUCGUGCCGAUGUCCUUCACCAGUGUGACAUCAUGGAGGAUGUCGCCAUUGCCUACGGUUUCAACCAACUUCCUCGCUCGUUCCCUAGCAAGUCUGGAACCGUUGCCCAGCCCCUUCCCAUCAACAAGCUGACCGACAUCAUCCGUGUUGAGGCCGCCAUGGCCGGCUGGUCAGAAGUUCUUCCUCUGAUCCUGUGCUCUCACGAUGAGAACUUUAGUUGGUUGAACCGCAAGGACGAUGGUAACACUGCUGUCAAGCUUGCCAACCCCAAGACCCAGGAGUUCCAGGUUGUCCGUACCAGUCUACUGCCCGGUCUGUUGAAGACCAUCCGUGAGAACAAGGCCCACUCUGUGCCCAUGAAGAUCUUCGAAGUCAGCGAUGUUGCUUUCAAGGACGUGACAUUGGAGCGCAAGAGUCGCAACGAGCGUCACUUUGCUGCUGCAUGGUACGGACGUACCAGUGGUUUCGAAGUCGUUCACGGUCUCUUGGACCGUGUGAUGGCUAUGCUGAGAAGCGCUUUCAUCACCGGUGAGGAGGGACUGCAAAACCCCGAGGCGGCUCACUCAGAGUACUUCAUCAAGGAGCUGGACAACCCUACCUACUUUGCCGGUCACGCUGCCAGCAUCCACGCACGUAUUGGCGGCAAGGAGCACGUUAUUGGACAGUUCGGUAUCCUGCACCCCACUGUGCUGGAGAAGUAUGACCUCAAGUUACCCGUCAGCACCCUCGAGAUAAACAUCGAACCCUUCCUGUAG